GGGCGGGGCGGGAGGCGCCGCGGGGAUCCCGGGGCUGCCGAGGCCCCUGACUCUCUGUUCACCCUGGGAACAUGGACCGGAUGGCCAGCUCCAUGAAGCAGGUACCCAACCCGCUGCCCAAAGUAUUGAGCCGGCGUGGGAUUGGUGCUGGGAUGGAGGCUGCGGAGCGCGAGAGCUUCGAGCGGACUCAGACCGUCAGCGUCAAUAAGGCCAUUAAUACGCAGGAAGUGGCCGUGAAGGAAAAACAUGCCAGGACUUGCAUCCUGGGCACCCACCAUGAGAAAGGCGCGCAGACGUUUUGGUCCGUGGUCAACCGAUUGCCUCUGUCCAGCAACGCCAUGCUGUGCUGGAAGUUCUGCCACGUCUUCCACAAGCUCCUCCGAGACGGACAUCCAAACGUGCUCAAAGACUCUCUGAGAUACAAAAAUGAAUUAAGCGACAUGAGCAGGAUGUGGGGCCAUCUGAGUGAGGGGUAUGGACAGCUGUGCAGCAUCUACCUCAAACUGCUGAGAACGAGGAUGGAGUACCACACCAAAAAUCCCAGGUUCCCUGGCAACCUUCAGAUGAGUGACCGGCAGCUGGAUGAAGCUGGAGAGAGUGAUGUUAACAACUUUUUUCAGCUCACAGUGGAGAUGUUUGAUUACCUGGAGUGCGAACUGAACCUCUUCCAGACUGUGUUCAACUCCUUGGACAUGUCCCGCUCCGUGUCCGUGACCACAGCUGGGCAGUGCCGCCUCGCACCGCUGGUCCAGGUCAUCCUGGACUGCAGCCACCUCUAUGACUACACUGUCAAGCUGCUCUUCAAGCUCCACUCCUGUCUUCCAGCCGACACCCUGCAGGGCCACCGAGACCGCUUCAUGGAGCAGUUCACAAAGUUGAAAGAUCUGUUCCAGCGCUCCAGCAACCUCCAGUACUUCAAGCGGCUCAUUCAGAUCCCCCAGCUGCCUGAGAAUCCACCCAACUUCCUGCGCGCCUCAGCCCUGUCAGAGCACAUCAGUCCUGUGGUGGUGAUCCCGGCCGAGGUCUCCUCUCCAGACAGUGAGCCUGUCCUGGAGAAGGAUGACCUCAUGGACAUGGAUGCCUCCCAGCAGAAUUUGUUUGACAACAAGUUCGAUGACAUCUUCGGCAGCUCGUCCAGCAGCGACCCCUUCAAUUUCAACAAUCAAAAUGGCGUGAACAAGGAUGAGAAGGACCAGUUGAUUGAACGCUUGUACAGAGAGAUCAGCGGGCUGACAGGACAGCUGGACAGCAUGAAGGCAGAGAGCCAGCGGGCCAUGCUGCAGCUGAAGGGCCGCGUGAGUGAGCUGGAGGCCGAGCUGGCCGAGCAGCAGCACCUCGGGCAGCGGGCGACGGAUGACUGCGAGUUCCUGCGCGCCGAGCUGGACGAGCUCAAGAGGCAGCGGGAGGACACGGAGAAGGCGCAGCGCAGCCUGACCGAGAUAGAAAGAAAGGCCCAAGCCAAUGAACAGCGGUAUAGCAAGCUAAAAGAGAAGUAUAGCGAGCUGGUUCAGAACCAUGCCGACCUGCUGCGGAAGAAUGCAGAGGUGACCAAACAGGUGUCCGUGGCCAGGCAAGCCCAGGUGGAUUUGGAAAGAGAGAAAAAAGAACUAGAAGAUUCCUUUGCACGUGUAAGUGACCAGGCCCAGCGCAAGACUCAAGAGCAACAGGAUGUUCUUGAGAACCUGAAGCAUGAACUAGCCACCAGCAGACAAGAGCUGCAGGUCCUCCACGGGAAUCUGGAAACCUCUGCACAGUCAGAAUCGAAGUGGCUGACCCAGAUCGCCGAACUGGAGAAGGAAAAGGGCAGCUUGGCAGCUGCCGCUGCUCAGAGAGAGGAAGAGUUCUCAACCCUCCGAGACCAGCUGGAAAGCACCCAGAUCAAACUGGCCAGUGCCCAGGAGUCCAUGUGCCAGCAGGUAAAGGACCAGAGGAAAAGACUCUUGGCAGGGACCAGGAAGGCUGCGGAGCGUGAGAUACAGGAGGCACUGAGCCAGCUUGAAGAGCCUGCCCUCAUCAGCUGCGCGGGGUCCACAGAUCACCUUCUCUCCAAAGUCAAGGCUGUUUCCAGCUGCCUCGAUCAACUGGAAAAGGACCGCAGCCAGUAUCUGUCCUGCCCAGAAGAUAUCAGUGAGCUCCUGCACUCCGUGACCCUGCUUACCCACUUGACCAGUGACACCAUCAUUCAGGGGAGCGCCACCAGCCUCCGGGCCCCCCCAGAGCCGGCCGACUCUCUGACAGAGGCCUGUAGGCAGUAUGGCAGGGAAACCCUGGCCUACCUGUCCUCCCUGGAGGAAGAGGAAGCCAUGGAGAAAGCUGACGGCACAGCCAUGAGGAACUGCCUCAGCAAGAUCCAGGCCAUUGGCGAGGACCUGCUGCCCAGAGGCCUGGACAUCAAACAGGAAGAGCUGGGUGACCUUGUGGACAAGGAGAUGGCUGCCACUUCAGCUGCCAUUGAAGCUGCCACCGCCCGGAUAGAGGAAAUACUCAGUAAAUCCCGAGCAGGAGACACAGGAGUCAAGUUGGAGGUGAACGAAAGGAUCCUGGGUUCCUGUACCAGCCUGAUGCAAGCCAUCAAGGUCCUGGUGGUGGCCUCCAAGGACCUCCAGAAGGAGAUCGUGGAAAGUGGCAGGGGUACUGCAUCCCCUAAGGAAUUUUAUGCCAAGAACUCUCGCUGGACAGAAGGACUUAUAUCUGCCUCCAAAGCUGUUGGUUGGGGAGCUACCGUCAUGGUGGAUGCUGCUGACCUUGUGGUCCAAGGCAAGGGGAAGUUCGAGGAACUGAUGGUGUGUUCACACGAGAUCGCUGCUAGCACAGCCCAGCUUGUGGCUGCGUCCAAGGUGAAAGCUAACAAGGGCAGCCUCAAUCUGACGCAGCUGCAGCAGGCCUCUCGGGGAGUGAACCAGGCCACGGCCGCCGUGGUGGCCUCAACCAUUUCCGGCAAAUCUCAGAUUGAGGAGACAGACAGUAUGGACUUCUCAAGCAUGACACUGACCCAGAUCAAGCGCCAGGAGAUGGAUUCUCAGGUUAGGGUGCUAGAGCUGGAAAAUGACCUGCAGAAGGAGCGUCAAAAACUAGGAGAGCUUCGGAAGAAACACUACGAGCUGGCUGGAGUUGCCGAGGGCUGGGAGGAAGGGACAGAAGCUUCACCUCCUACUGUUCAUGAAGCAAUACCGGAGAAAGAGUAGGCCCAGCCAGCGCCCCACACGUCAGAAUGUAAAUCUUUGUUAUCCUUCUGUUUGUGACCCUCCCCGUCUUGGCACACCGGGUCCUCUCCAUUCACAAACGCUGAAGCCCAUUCAUCCGUCGUGUCUCCUCAGGACACCGCCUCUGUCUGAAUGCAUGAUGAGUUCUCCCCUUAUGUCCCUGACGUACAGGCAGGCCAGCGUUGGCCAUGAGCAAGCUCAGGUCCACAGAAAAACAGCAACAUGGCCAACCUGUCUUGCCUUAUAUUCACCUCCUCGCCAGCCAUGUCCUAAGAGAGGCUUCUUGUCAUUGAGAGCUUGGAGAGGGGACAUCUGACACCUGUUCUCCCGCCCCCCAGUCUUUUGCAUUUUGUCUUUUGCGCAAACUUGCGAGCAUCUGAACUCCACUGGAUUCCAAACCAGACCGCCGUUUGAAUCCACAGUCAGAGGAACAGGAACAAAGGCCUGGCGGAGACUGCCAAAGCAACGCCCCCCCCCCCCUUCACACUACACUUUUGGCAGUCUGAUGGAUCCCCUCCUGCUUAUUAUUAGGUGGUCGUUUGGGUCUUUUGGUUUUAUAGUCUGAACGUUUCACAUAGCCAACUUUCCCAAAAAAGGGUUCCCCUCCCCGCCCCCACCCUGAGCUCUGAGCCCUUCUGAGAGGAAGGUCCACACACACACCAUGGUGCGGCUCAGGCUACGCCCUGGUGCUCCAGAUCAGCUCUUCCGUCAGCCAAGGCCACUUCCCAGGGUGACAGCUCUCCUCGGAAGCCUAAAGCAGAGCUAGUGCCUUUACUUUCUGACCCUGGGUGCCAUCCCAAGGCCUCUGUCCACCUUCACAAGCCAGGGAGCACCAGUUUCCAAAAAAAAAAAAAAAAAAGGUGCCAGGGACCCAGCUGUUCUGGGGACAUUUUUCUUAGGAGCCCAUGUGAGCAGGUUCACCACCCCAUCACGUGCCGGAAUGGAGCUGGUAUGAGCAGCAACACUACAUCCCCAGAGCGAACUUCCUGUGCCAUGUCACGUGGGCCACUUUCCGUCAAACCCGGGCAAGGUCCUCAGAGGGACAGAUAUAAAGGAGCUGGAAGUAGUUCCUUUUCCAGCUGCCUGCUCCUGCAGCCUCCUGAACCGGAAAAAGAUGGUUCUGUGUGCUACUUAUUCAACAGACCCACUAGCUCCCAUCGGGAAGAGACCUCAGCUCUGGGUAGGACUCUUCGUAUUUAUUACUAACAAUCUUCCUGCGACACCUGCCCCAGAGAUGCUUGGAGCAAUCAGGACUGAGGGUGGCCGACCAGGCUUGCCCUCUGCCCGCAGUCUCCACAGACCACAGACAAGACUAAAGAGCCAUCCCUGGGCAUUUCUGGGCCCCGAUUCCAAAGCAGGCAGGUUCUUCGAAGCAUCGAGGAGCAGGAGAGGAAGGGGACCAGCCCUGGCUGUGUCACCGACUCCGCCACUACCCACCCUUGCUCCCAUGAAGACAGGGUGGGCACUGAAGGCAUCCCACCUAAAUACAAGCAGCCGGACAGCACUUUGCCACUCUCAAAUGGACCACUGAGUUAAGUGACCUUCUGAUCUGUAGCAUGGGGCAGGGAGAUGGCGUCUUCCUCCCUCCGGUAUCUGUGACUCUUAGGUGGCAGCCAGCAGGCAAUUCCUUGAGCCUGUCCCCAAUGGGACGUGGCUCGGCUUUGCUGGGUAAUGGGUUGUGAGGCUAAUUAAUGUUUGAUCACUGUGAAUCAACCCCCUUCUUCCUGCUCCACCCACCCUGACUCUGUCCCCCGGGGUAUUUUCUAAGCCGGCACUCCAUAAACUCCCAGCAUCCCAGAAGUCUGCUGAGACACGUGACCUCCACAUUGGGCUAAAGGAGUUACCUGCAGUGGAAACGGCCUAUUCUGGUGCCGCAAGCAUGUUUCUCUGCUUAGCAUUUCUUCUUGAGUCCAAGGACCAGAACAAGCAAGCUGUGUGGCAUUGUUGGCCCAUUUAUGCCAAUCAAGCCAAUCCGUGUGCUCGCUGUGGGUCAGCUUUUCCAAAGGAGGUUAACAUAGUCAGUCCUUGCUUCUAAGGUCAGAGCGUUCCCACUUGUGUGUCCCACCAAGAGGAUAUCAAACGCACAGCCAUAGAGUGGGAUUCUCUGAAUAACACGCCUGUCUGAAAAGCCAGUCAUUUGUAAAACCCUAAUCAUUCAUCUCUUCCUGAGUAGCAAAACAGUGGAGAGCCCCAGCACGAGGGGAGUCAACAGCACAAGUGUCCACCUGCUCAGUGUUGGAUCAGAACUUUUUAGUGGAACUCAAGUCAGCAGCUGCCUCCCUCCAGCCAGGCUUGGCAGUGCAUACCUGUAAUCUUGGCUUUCAGGAGACUGAGGCAGGAAGA
This is a messenger RNA of Peromyscus maniculatus bairdii (prairie deer mouse), 5546 nucleotides long. RefSeq names its product huntingtin interacting protein 1 (gene Hip1). The record is from RefSeq and is a predicted model, not a curated record. Gene Ontology annotation, cellular component: presynapse; clathrin-coated vesicle; cortical actin cytoskeleton. Gene Ontology annotation, biological process: endocytosis; clathrin coat assembly; actin filament organization. NCBI's taxonomy places the organism in Eukaryota, Metazoa, Chordata, Mammalia, Rodentia, Cricetidae. Gene Ontology annotation, molecular function: actin filament binding; phosphatidylinositol-3,5-bisphosphate binding; clathrin-cargo adaptor activity.